UGUAGAUCACAGAAACCAGAUCUCAGGGCGGUACGGAUUGUGCAAUUGGCCUCAACCCGGGGGACAAAUUACCUUUGGUCAAAACCAGGUUUGCCCCUCCGAUAAGAAAAUCCAUCUCCAUGACCUUGGAUAUGACUUGAAAGAUAAAGCUCUUCCCUUCGUACCAUCAUCGCACUUGCAUUGUACAAUUCUCUUCGACCUCAAUCAAACAGGAGCAGACCCAUCGCUCAACAGACUGUCCACGCCGUCCUUUUCCCUUCCAAACACCAGUCACUAUGCCUUCAGUAUCAAAAGCCCGCUAUGGCAAGGACAACAUUCGCCUCUACAAGGUGGAGAGGGAUGAAGCUACAAAGACUCACACCGUCUACGAGUACACGGUGACCGUGCUCCUCGAGGGCGAGAUCGAAUCCUCAUACACUCAAGCCGACAACUCGGUCGUGGUCGCAACCGAUACCAUGAAACAAACCACAUACAUCAUGGCAAAGCAGAACCCCAUCUACCCUCCCGAGCAGUUUGCUGCCAUCCUCGGCACUCACUUCAUCGAAACCUACAAGCACAUUCACUCUGCACACAUUACUGUCGUGCAACAUCGGUGGACGAGGAUGAGCGUUGACGGUACACCCCACCCUCAUUCAUUCUACCGAGAUGGGGCCGAUAAGAGAUUGGUUCAGGCCGAUGUGUAUGAGGGCAAAGGCAUUGAGAUUCGAUCCGGAAUUUCUGAUCUGCUCGUCCUCAAGAGCACUGGCUCGCAAUUCCACGGUUUUGUCACGAACGACUACUCUAUCCUUCAAGACACAUACGAUCGCAUUUUGAGCACUUCAGUCGACGCUGGCUGGGCCUGGUCCACAUUUGAGUCGCUGGAUGCGGUCAAAAAGGACGUGGCCAAGUUUAACGAGACCUGGGACAAGGCUCGCGAGAUUACCUUCCGUCUCUUUGCGACUGAGAAUAGUCCCAGCGUGCAAAACACAAUGUACAAGAUGUGUGAGGAGAUUCUGGCUGCUCAGCCCUUGAUCAGCAAGGUUGACUAUGCUCUCCCCAACAAGCACUAUUUCGAAAUCGACCUCUCAUGGCACCACGGUAUCAAGAACACUGGGCCUGAUGCCGAGGUUUAUGCGCCACAAUCAGACCCCAACGGACUCAUCACCUGCACCGUUUCGCGGUAGCUAAUCAAGACUUACUCCCAUAGUCCACCCUCUAGACAUCAUGAAGCGCAGUUUGGCAGGCGUUGAGUGAUGACUUUCAAGAAUUCAUGUCCCGGAUGUAAAUAAUAUAAUGUCCACAAUCAAAUAUUCAUACACCUGACA
This is a messenger RNA of Exophiala mesophila, 1304 nucleotides long. RefSeq names its product urate oxidase. Gene Ontology annotation, molecular function: urate oxidase activity. The record is from RefSeq and is a predicted model, not a curated record. The coding region runs from base 276 to 1163 and encodes 295 amino acids. NCBI's taxonomy places the organism in Eukaryota, Fungi, Ascomycota, Eurotiomycetes, Chaetothyriales, Herpotrichiellaceae. Gene Ontology annotation, cellular component: peroxisome. Gene Ontology annotation, biological process: purine nucleobase catabolic process; urate catabolic process. The transcript is spliced from 2 exons.